Messenger RNA from Wyeomyia smithii (pitcher-plant mosquito), 5757 nucleotides. Its product is annotated as putative ATP-dependent RNA helicase SoYb. The record is from RefSeq and is a predicted model, not a curated record. Gene Ontology annotation, molecular function: ATP binding; nucleic acid binding. The transcript is spliced from 13 exons. Lineage: Eukaryota; Metazoa; Arthropoda; Insecta; Diptera; Culicidae. The coding region runs from base 177 to 5636 and encodes 1819 amino acids. Gene Ontology annotation, biological process: germ-line stem cell division; transposable element silencing.
AUAAUUACCUUGCACAGUGUUUCGGCGUUUCUUUUGUAUCGCAAUUUCGCAUUGCACGAACCGUCGUGUUGUCUGUCCAGUUUUCGAUUUGUAUUUGCGUGACAAUUGCUUAUAAAAUUUAGUGAAAAACAGAUUGUGCAGUGAUAGUUUAUUGCUGUUAUACAGUAUUUGCAACAAUGGAGGAUGCCACCAUCCGGAUCACGCACUAUAUCAAUCCGCACAUGUUCUGGUACAAGCCGGUGUCGGCUUAUGUACACAAUCUGGAAGAGAAGCGAUUCCAGCUGGCUAUUGACGAAUACUGCGAGGAAAAUUUUCGACAAGCGAAUGCUGACCGAGAUUACGAUGCGUUCCCAGGGGAGACUGUUGCGGUGUUAGAUUUCGACCGUAAUAAAUGGUGCCGAUGUAUUGUGGACGAAGUUCUUCAAUCCAAAGAUAAUGAGAAGCGUUACCGGCUGUGGGCGAUUGACGACGGCGUUCCCAUUCAGUCGUCGGCGCAAUAUGUGAAUAUUUUACCGCAGAAGUUCUCCGAUGUAAGCAGUAAAGUGAAAAGAGGAGCCAUUAAAAACCUUCUUCCAUCUGAAUGUGUUUAUGACGCCCAGGCUGAUAAACUGGUAUCGAAGGGCACACCACGGUGGGACAGUAACGCUUGCAAUGUUCUGCAGUCGAUGAUUCAGAACAGCAGCAACAUUUACUUUCGAAAUGUUACCAAGCAUCAGGUGCAUAACGUACUGGUAAAUUUCGGUGAUUUGGAGAUUGUUACUCAGAAGGAUAAUCGCUUCGAUGCGGCUCGGGUCUUGACAGAGAUUCGUCAUGCAACCGAGGUGGAACCCAGUGAUUUUAUUACGAGACUUUCAGAAAUUCAGACGAUGAGCGCAAAUCGCUCUUUGGCGAAUGACACAAAUGCAGUUGCUAGAAGAAAUAAAACACACUCUGCAAGCCCCAUGAAACCGCGAUAUGAGCGUAAUGUUAUCAGCAAGAUCACCAAUGGCACGGGUAAUUAUGAAACCCAUUCUCGUGACCUGGAGUUGAACGGGGUUGAUGAAGAAGAUUUUGAUGAAAGUGCCAGCAUGAUUAGACCCAAUCAUGUUCGCGAGUAUUCACAGCACCAACCAUCGGUUGAAGCUAUCGCGGAGAAUUCGCUCUCCGAAGAAGAGCUUUAUCCAGUGGCAUCGACACGAGUGCAAAACGCGAAAAACUUGCAAUACGAAAUACAACUUUGGCAACAAAAACCACGACCAUACGAUCCAAAAACUAUUGAAAAUUUAUACAUUAACAGCGAUCGACAAUCAGAACACUUGAAAAGUUCUUCUUCUAGCAACUCGCUCGAUAGGCCAUCGUAUGAGAAGCCCAAACUUGACGAAUCAUUUGAAAAACCCAAGUCGACCGUGUCAUUCCUUACUAAGCUAGAACUUCGUAAGAAACAACGAGCCGCUCAAAAAGCGGCAACUGUUCAGGAAGAGCCGGUGCAAGAAUCCCCAUCACCUCAAACGAACGGCGGCGAACGUUACUCCAGCAUUAACAUCAUUCCAGCCGGGUUCAAUAUGGGCAACGUAGCCUUCGACAACGGACGGGUUGUGGCUGGUGAUUCUUCCGAUUCUUCGGAGCGCAAGGGCAAGCAACGAACUUCACCAAACUUUCGUCCGAGACAGCAACAAACCAAACAGUCCCCGCAAAGACCGUCCCAAAGUCGCAAUUCAUCGUCAGAUGAGCAGCACCAGCAGCAAAAUUAUCGACCACGAGCUAGCAACGAUUUUUCCGAGACAAACGGUCGUGUUUAUGUAUCGAAAAAUGCGAGCCGAUUCGACCAGCUUAUCGAGGAGGAAGCAUGCGUUCGGUCAAGACUGUGCCACCAGCGGUUGCUCGUCCAUGGCCAGCGUGUUCCGAAGCCGAUCGAUCGGGUAGAGAGCGCCAACUUCUGUCCCGAGGUGCACCGGGAGCUCGGCAUGUUUAACUUCAACUCGAUUCAUCGCGUUCAGACCUACUCGUGGCCCCACAUUCUGCGAGGGAAUUCUUUUUUCUGCGUGAACGCAGCAGGAACGGGGAAAACGUUUGCCUUUCUGCCGGCAGUGUGUUCUUCGGUCAUGAAAAUGCAUGACGAAGAACUGGUAGCCAAGGGAGCAGGACCAAUGGCGAUCAUCAUUUGCAAAUCGUCCAGAGAAGUACAAAGGGUGGCAAGCUACUGCCGGAAGAUGCUCAAUUCUUCGAUCAACAAAGCAAUGGUUGUGGUGGAAGCUUUCGGAGCCCGGGAUAUCACCAAAGCAUGCAAUUUACUACUGAAUGGCUGUGCAAUUUUAGUUGCAACUGCUCCUGGGUAUCGACGAGUGUUCGAAGGCAUGGCCAAUGCUUUCACCAAAGAACGAAUUCAGUGCGUUGUGAUUGAUAACAUAGACAACAUCAUCGAACGGUUCGGUAGCGAGCUACAAUUGCUUUGUAAAACUUGUGAUAAAGCUGAACUACAGAUGGUUGUGACUGCCACAUAUUGGAAUCCGUUGUUCUUCGGUUUCUUGAAAAAGUACAAAAAUAUGAUUAUCUGUAUAGGAGCGUAUCUCGAAGCGGCCAUCUAUGGCAAAUCGAAUCUAGUCCUGAAGUUGCAAACAAAGGAGCAGAAGAUUCACGAAAUUAUCAGAUUCGUUAAGGAACAUGAUUACCACAAUGAACGGACUCUGAUUGUAUGUAGCGAAGCGAGCGAAGUUUAUGAAGUUGUAGAACAGCUGAAAACGCACUCUAUCACUCACCUGUUUUGCAACGACCAAACGACUCUGACGAAAAUGGAUGGUUUCAAAGAAUGGGAUAACCAAUUGCCGGGCGAGAUGCAUAUCAUGGUAUGUUACGAUGGCGUUCUGCCGGAUUUGGACAUCAAUAAGGUGCAACACAUCAUACAUUUUUCGCUGCCAAAAUCGUGGACGAUGUUCGCCCGCAGAUUUGCCUGUUCGUUUGGCUAUUAUGAAGAUCCACUCCGAGAGCAAGCCAACAACGGGCAACACAAACCGGCAUCGUCACUCAUACUUCUUGACGAGAACAACAAUGAACAACUGCCGAAGCUGGUCGAGUUUCUACGGAUACACAAUCAGGAGGUGUCGGAACCCAUCAUGAAGUUAACAAACAACAUUCGCAUCCAGCAGGAGGAGAAAAAACUCGCCAUCGGUAAUCCAAUAGACUUCUGCUCUCAAGUGUUGGACUUUGGAAAGUGUCGCAUAACAGGCUGUACGAAACGUCACGUUUUUACCACCAGAGAUCUAUCGUUGGGCAUUUUGCCUUCCAGUGGUAUUGUCAAACUGAAAAUUUACAACAUUUUUUCACCUACCCACUACACGGCUCGGGUGUUAGAGCACCGAGACUAUGGGGCCACCGGUUGGACCACUGUAAACGACGCACAGGAAUUUUUCGCGCUCGACAUGGAAAUUCAGACGCACUACGCAAAUGAAGAACUGCACUGCAGCCACGGCGAUGUGCAUUUCAAUGACUGGUGCAUAAUAUACGACGAGUUUCGGUACUGGCGCUGCCGAAUCAUCAGUAUCGAGCCUAAAAAAGAACACACUACAAGUAGAAAAAUAAAGGUUAAAUUGCUCGAUAUUGGUCGUACAAUUGAUUGCAUAUCGUCAGAACUGUUGCAUAUGCCGGAUGAGUUCUGUCGCCUUCCUGCGCAAGCUAUAGACAUCCGCAUCGUUGGUGUUGUUCCGCAUGAUUUUGAAACCGAAUGGGAUAAGAGAGUUACCUUGACGAUUCGUGAGUGGAUUGAUCAAUAUACCGCUAACGAGAAGUUCCACGUAGAGGGUAAGGUGAUGCUUGCGAUACGAGACGCAAUCUGGGUCGACACGAUACGGUUAGUCGAACAUUUGGACGGCAUCAAUACAGAUAUUCACGAAAUACACGUUAAAUCCCAGAUUGUGGGUAAAAAUUUCGGAGUGACAGACAAGGAACCACUUGAAUUAUUGACUGCGAUGGUAGAAAAUUGCGAAGCUUAUAGGAACCGAACCAACAAUGCGAUGGAGAUGCAAGAGGACGCGUCAUCCGACGAAGGUAUUGACAGUAGCAACAAAACAAAUACAAAUUCCGACACAAAUCAGUUUUUUCCUAACGACCCCAAGAUAAUGGAAAUAGAUAAACCCAAAACCCCUUCUCCGACGCUGUUAAAGCCUAUGGAAAUCAGCGAUACCGAUUCCGAUGAUUGCUGCUCGUCGGUGCCCGCACCGCAAAACGACACAAAACUGAUUCGAGCACUUGAAACGUUAGCUAUUUCCGAAAAUAAAGUUGAGCAACCGGUUGCAAGAAAACGACCAGAUUUCAAGGAAACUUAUGACGAGAUUGAAAUGGAAACAACUUAUGAGGUGUUCAUCUCACAGUACUAUGCUCCCAAUGAUUUCUAUCUGUGUCGAGUGGAUAAAUUCUCUUUCAUUUCGACAAUGAUUGGAAAUUUUGCAGAGGUUGAAACUAAUCUCGUUCCGCUAACGGACGCCCAAGUUGCGGAUUACUGUUUGGUGCUUUAUGAUAAUGCAUACCAACGUGCCAAAAUCACGGAUAUCGAGGCUCGCGACAUUCGUGUUUUCUUUCUGGAUCUCGGUGGUUAUGAUACGUAUGUCUCGGUAGAUCUUUUCGAACUACCCGAUGAUUUACUGAAGGCGUCACCUUUUUGUGCAAUUAAAGGCGAGGUAGCUUGUUUGCAACCACGCGAGGAAGAUUCUCAGCGAUGGGAUGCUGAAAUCGGAGACAAAAUCUACGAUCAAGUGCUUGCAAAUUACCGAACAUUCAACGCAAAAAUUGUGGAAAUUGUCACAAAACCUCACGUCGAUCCGCUUGUGCACUGUAAAUCGUACCGGUUAUUGUUGUUCGACCCUGAUAACGAUCUUGAAUCGUGGAUUUUCGAUGAAAUCGUCGAGCUUAAGUUGGCACGCUACAUCGACGAUGAAAGGCCUUACUCGGUUGACAUUAAUUUUGGUGAAGACGAUUUUCGUCAAUUCUUGGAUCCAAACUAUGAGCCGCAGAAGAAAUCAAAGGAUGUCGAAGAAGCACGGAUAGAGGAAAUUACCGAAACAGAUGAAGUUCUACAAUCCCCAAACCAAACUAAACCAGAAAAAGCUUCCACCAAGCUGACCUUGCUAAAGCAUCGCUUGCGAAAAAAGAAAUCCGAAAGUACUCCUGUGUAUCCACGUCUAAAAUGCGAUUUCCGUAGUCCUAAAACCAUUUGGCGACAAGAUGAGUCACUCAUAGUGAUCCGAAUUUCGUCUCCGGAAAAUGUAGUGUACGAUUUAGCAGUGGAUACCGACUCCUUACAGGUGUGUUACUUUCUCGAAGACGAAAAAUACCUCUUGUCGAUUGUGUUCUUUGCCGCUGUUCAGCCAGAGCUGACUGUUCACGAAGUUCGUGGUCUGUCGAUCGUUGUCCGUUUGGUGAAACUGAUUCCCUCAAUGCAUUGGCCAUCGGUGAUGCGCCACGGUGAUAGGGUCCCAUGGUUACAACAGUGCAUUGAAGUGCCACACUCGGAUGAAACGGACGCGACAGACGGAAUGCAGCGAGCUUUCCCAACGGUUCCUAAUCUUGAUGGUACGUCGGAUAGCUCCGAAGAGGAACCGGAUUUCAGCGAUCAGUUUGAUAAGUUCGACCCAAUAGAAGAUGAUUAUUUCAUGAGAGAUGAAUGAAGUGUUACUUAUACGAAUGUUUUAUCUUUAGAAUUUAGCUAUUUGAUACUAAGUAUCAGCUUAGGUUUGAAAAACCAGUUCCAUAAAUUGACAAAUACACGUAGGAUAACACUAAGACUAA